Molecule: messenger RNA, 2345 nt
Organism: Daldinia loculata
Lineage: Eukaryota; Fungi; Ascomycota; Sordariomycetes; Xylariales; Hypoxylaceae
Product: phenylalanyl-tRNA synthetase beta chain
Exons: 2
Coding region: 283-2112 (609 amino acids)
Biological process (GO): phenylalanyl-tRNA aminoacylation
Cellular component (GO): phenylalanine-tRNA ligase complex; cytoplasm
Molecular function (GO): magnesium ion binding; RNA binding; ATP binding
Source: RefSeq, a predicted model, not a curated record
AUUAGGUACCUGGUUAUAGGCCUACCUGGUUAUGUAAGGGCUAUUGACGUACUUGUCCCUCUCUUCAUCUUCCGUUUUGAAUAAUAUCCGCGCUAAGGUAGGUCACACACCCGCUAUUGCAUAAAGCAUAUCUCAUGGUGGGGUCGUAUGUACAACUGCAACCCAAAUGAAUUUCCAAAGUCGAUGGUGACUCAGGACCGACCAAUUCCUCGAAAUAACGAAUUGCGCAAAUACACCUGGCCUCUAGGCUCUGUUCUACCCUCAUAAGGGGCCAUAUAGAAGAUGCCUACCAUAUCAGUCAACAAAUAUGACCUCUACGAGGCUCUGGGUCAACAGUUCACCACCGCCGAGUUUGAAGAGUUAUGUUUCGAGUUUGGUAUCGAGCUAGACGAAGAUACCGAGAAUGAAGAGAGACCUAUCGUGGAUGGUGUCCAAGAACCUCCCCAGCUGAAGAUCGAGAUCCCCGCCAACCGAUAUGACCUACUCUGCUUCGAGGGUAUAGCCCUCAUGCUCAACAUCUUCCGGGGAAGGCAGCCCACUCCCAACAUCAGAUUAACCCAGCCUGUCUCCGGGAGUAUGCAUACCAUCACUGUCCUCGAGGAUACUAUGAAAGUGCGGCCGCUGGUCGGUGGCGCCAUCUUGCGCAAUGUCAAGUUCACCCAGAAGAACUAUGAUUCCUUCAUCGCCCUUCAAGACAAGCUACACCAGAACCUCGCCCGCCAGCGUACGUUAGUCGCCAUCGGAACUCACGACUUGGAUGCUAUCAAGGGACCCUUCACGUACGAGGCGCGACCGCCGCAAGAAAUUGUCUUCACGCCCCUCAACCAGACCAAGCAGAUGAAUGGAGAGGAACUGAUGGCUUUCUACGAGAAGGAUAAGAAUAUAGGUAAAUACUUGCACAUCAUCCGGGACAAUUCAGUUUACCCUGUAAUCUACGACGCGAAUAGGGUAGUCCUCUCGCUGCCACCCAUCAUCAACGGCGACCAUUCCAAGAUCUCUCUCAACACCAAGAACGUCUUUAUAGAAUGUACGGCAACGGACCAGACCAAGCUGGAAAUUGUCGUCAACAUGAUGGUCGCAAUGUUCUCCGUUUAUGCCGAGGAGCCCUUCACCGUCGAGCCUAUCAAGGUCAUAUCCGACCACAACGGCCAGACGCGGAUAACACCCAACCUAACACCACGAACAACGACUGUCGAGGUCGACUACUUGAACGGUUGCCUUGGCCUCUCCGAGUCCGCCGAGAACAUCAGUAAACUCCUCUCAAAAAUGGCCUUAGCAGCUAAGCCCUCGAGCGAGGACCCGAACGCCCUAAUAGAAGUCACGAUACCACCGACGCGCGCCGACAUACUCCAGAGGUGCGAUAUCAUGGAAGAUGUCGGCAUCGCGUACGGAUUCAACAAGCUCCCCAGGAUGACCGUGACCAAGACAGUCGGCGCGCCCCUGACUCUUAACAAACUAGCCGACAUCGUGCGCCUUGAGUCCGGCAUGGCCGGCUGGUCCGAGGUCAUGCCCCUGAUCCUAUGCAGCCACGACGAGAACUUCGCAUGGCUGAACCGCAAGGACGACGGCACCAAAGCAGUUAGACUCGCCAACCCCAAGACCGCCGAGUACCAGAUCGUACGCACGUCGCUACUCCCCGGCUUACUAAAGACCAUCCGCGAGAACAAGGGCGUGGCCCUCCCGCUCCGCAUCUUCGAGACUUCGGACGUCGUGUUCAAGGACCCUAGCGUGGAGCGAAAAGCCCGCAACGAGCGCCACUUCGCCGCUGCUUGGUACGGCAAGGCUUCCGGUUUCGAGGAGGUCCACGGCCUACUCGACCGCGUCAUGGCUAUGCUGCGCCAGGCCUUCCUGACCCACGACGAAGGCCUCACCGGCAAGGACAUGGAUUUCAAAGUCACCCCCGAACACCUCAAGCGCGACGGCUACUGGCUCGAGCCCAUCGACGACGAGGCUACUUUCUUCCCCGGCCGCGCUGCUGCCGUCUUCGCCCGCCUAAGCGGCAAGACGGCGCGAAUCGGCGAGUUCGGCAUCUUACAUCCCUCCGUCCUCGAAAACUUCGAGCUCAAGUACCCCGUCAGUGCUCUCGAAGUCAAUCUUGAGGUCUUCUUAUAAAGCGGUGGUAGAAACGAGACGAGACGCGACGCGACGAGAGGAAGUGAAGUGAAGUGAGGGUAGUAGAGAAGAUAGCUUAGAGCUAGACGGUGUUGCUAUCUGUGUCUAUUUCCCGCGAGGAUGAAAGACUACCUAGGAAUAAAAAAGAAACCGCAGGUGAUAUGAGAUUUAGGUAAAAAACACCUAGAAUAGGUUGAUAGGAAGAAUUCCUAGCAUCAUCCAAAACUUCUAGC